AACUUUGUUUCUGUUUAUUGAUCACAUUGUUGAUUUUGAAGCUAUAUAGUGUAGAAUGUGCCAUGUCGUGAUAUACAAAAAGGGUUAACUAGCACCACUGGUUUAAUUUGAUCCUGACUGACAUUAAAAAAUAUUGACUUAUCUGUGAAGCAGAAUGAGUUCUGCGAAGCAAAAAUGUUUUUUACCGACAUCACCCGAAGGCAGCAGUUGCGUUUGCGGUUGACACGGAGGACAGAUGUAUCGGAUAGAACGGAAGCGUUCACUCGGUAACAAUUCUAGCCGAUAAUUUAUCCACAAGGCCCAAUUUUCACACGUCUCCCCGCUUAGUUAUAACGUUACUUAGCCGCUGAAAGGUUGAAUGCAGAAGAGGGAAUAUGGAGGAGAUAAAGACCGAGCCGGUGGAUUUUGUGAGGGAAUUUCAGGAAUACCUGACACAGCAAACCCAGCACGUCAACAUGAUCUCAGGCUCUGUGUGCGGAGAGAAGGAGUCAGGGGAGCAGUUUCAAGCCGACGUCCCCAGGAGUGAGCAGAAUGGUCUGGACCCCCCGGCUGUGGAGGUGAGCCUGUCUGUGGAGGAGGGGUCGGAUGUACAGAUGGACGGCCUGGAGAGGACCUGCGAUGGGAAGUACAAGUGCAGCUACUGCAGCUACGCCAACAAGGGCAUGGCUCGUUUAAUAGAGCACAUCCGCAUCCACACAGGAGAAAAGCCUCACCGCUGCCAGCUGUGCCCGUUCGCCUCGGCGUACGAGCGCCACUUGGAAGCCCACAUGCGCUCGCACACGGGAGAGAAGCCGUACAAGUGUGACCUCUGCACCUUCCGCUGCAGCGACCGCAGCAACCUGUCACACCACCGGCGCCGACGCCACAAGCUGCUGCCCACGAGGGUCGUCCGCUCGCCGUUCUCUGCCAAGAGGAUGCUGGGCUCCCUGCAGAAGAGGACGGGCUCGCUGGGCUACGGCAGGCGGCUGCUCAUCAACCUCAACCCUCCCUCUGUGGGAUCGCAAAAAUCGGAUUAUCUGAGUGAUUUUCCUCCCAAGGCGCACCACCAUUUGAACAGAGAUGAGAACAGCGGGCGCAACAGAGGGGCUAAUGGUUUGACUUUUAACAACCCGCUGGACCAGCUGUCCACACUUGCUGGCCAGUUGGCUGACCUUCACCCUGAGUCUCAGGCCCCUGCAUCCCCAGACAGGGACUCCUUCUCAGAGGAGAAGCCCAUCCUCAUCCAGCAGGUCUCCAGUGAACACGCUGCGGUGUGUUCAAAUGGAGUGCAGACUUCACCACAUAGAAGGGAGUCCCCCCUAUCAGGCCACAGGACGUGCAGUCCUGUUCCCGGCCUCGGCUUUGAGAACAACCCGCUCACUGCGAGUGUCUGCAACAGCCAGCCGAGCACCCCGGCACCGGCCCUGACUGCACCGGACCAGCAGCUCUUGCAUAAAUGCCAGCACUGUGACAUUCAGUUUUUGGAUAACAUCCUCUACACCAUUCACAUGGGCUGCCACGGCUACGACCAUCCAUUCCAGUGCAACGUCUGUGGUCACCUGUGCGUAGACAGAUAUGACUUUGCGUGCCAUUUUGCCCGCGGACAACAUCAAAAGUGAUUCUGUGCUAAUAUGGACUAUGGAUUCUGGUGUUUUCAGUGCACUGCUUACACAGCAUCUACGUGUGACAUAGUGACUUGAGUUUUAUACUUUCAUUAUGAAUGGUUUUCAUUUGAUACUCACUAACUGCACAAUAAUGUUGCCUUACUGCUGUUCUGCAUGGCUCCCAAUGCUGAGCCCUUCAUACCAGUUUUGGAUCGAAACAGGAGUUCAAAGGGGUGGACGAAACAGAAGUGUACACUUUUUUUUUAAAGAUACAGCUGAACUGACUAGUUCAGAGUUUCAAUUGAAUUCUAAAUCAGCACUGAUCGCUGCAGUUUUUUUUCCCUCUGUGGCCCAAUUUGGUUUCGUAUCAAACAACCAGCCCCAUAAAUUAUUGCUUCAUUUGUCCAAAAUCACAUUGAACCAGUAAACUUCACUGGGAAUUUGAUAAUUUUACAUUGCCACAAGAAUCUUUUUUCUGCAUUAUGUUCUGUAAAAAGAAAAAUAAGUUUACAAAUAGCCACGUAACGGGCAACAAAUAUGCCGGUAAAACCGAUAUAUUUGCGAUCGGCCACUAUCGGCUGAUUUUGUUUGAGGAUGUUUACGUUUUUCCAGCUACAACAUAAGAUUUGAAUGUUGAAGACAUUUGGCACAGCCCUUGUAAAAGCAAAAACUGAAGCUCACAACGUGCCACAUCAGUCAGUAUUAGUCAUAACUCUUCAGUGACUCACUGGGAUUUCACUCAGCUCCUCCUGUGAAACAUUAAUCAAGGGCAGCUAAAUAUGUGACAACAUCCGUAAACUAUCCAUUAACAGUAUUUAACACUGAACAACGUGAGCUUGUUUAAACUGUCCACCGUCUGCACAUCGUUUGUCUAAAUAUACAGUGAAGUUUUAUAUAUCCAAUGAAUCAGCUGGACACACUUGAAGCUGACGUGGGAUGUUUAAAGACUCGAGGCUUAAUUGGCUCAUUUUCUGUUUCAAAACAAGUCCAUGUCCACCAGCCAGGCGCAUUAUAAUCCUGCUCGCCAUUCUGAUAUUUAUUUAUGAGUCGCUCCGUAGACUUUCAAACUAAUAUUUUAGAUAGAUUCCAGUUUGUUUACUCCCUUUUUUGUUACCAAUUCAUUACCUUUGAAGCAAUUUUCUACCAAUAUUGAGUAGUUUGGUGGUACUGGACGUACCAAUCUUAUUUCACUACAGCCACUUCUUAUUUGUCUCUUAGCGGAUUUUGACAUCUUUGUAAAUCUUUGUCUAAAGUGAUUUUUUUUCAAUUGGUUAACCUGUUUGUAUCUCUUCAUAUUAUUAUGGACAGAAAGUAAGCAGAAGGAGACAGAGUAGGUGACCACUAGUGUAACACUGGGGCUUGAGAUUAAAUUCAUUUUAAGGAAAAAACAUUUUUUAUUUCAGGUGAUUUUCUUUGUUUGACCUCUUGCCACAACGGUCCACAAACUGAAGAGUAAGUGGUUCAACAUAUGCGAUUAAACUUGCCUUUGUAAAACUU
Messenger RNA from Acanthopagrus latus (yellowfin seabream), 3080 nucleotides. RefSeq names its product zinc finger protein Pegasus-like. Gene Ontology annotation, molecular function: RNA polymerase II transcription regulatory region sequence-specific DNA binding; DNA-binding transcription factor activity, RNA polymerase II-specific. Gene Ontology annotation, cellular component: nucleus. NCBI's taxonomy places the organism in Eukaryota, Metazoa, Chordata, Actinopteri, Spariformes, Sparidae. Gene Ontology annotation, biological process: regulation of transcription by RNA polymerase II. The record is from RefSeq and is a predicted model, not a curated record. The transcript is spliced from 4 exons. The coding region runs from base 375 to 1598 and encodes 407 amino acids.